GCCCGUGUACAGGGGGCGGGGGCUGUGUUCAGUGUUUCAAGCUCCUGGAUGAAAUCCGGAAAUCCAGGUUGCACAUCUUCACAUUCAACAUGUCAGCUGAUGGUGUGGAAGAGAAGGGUGCCGAGGGUGUGGAGUUUGUCCACCUGGAUGUAGAAGGCCUUGCACACUGUGCCUCUAAGAGAGGGAAACCCACACUAUCAACAGCUCUGCGCAAAUAUUACACCCAUGAAAAGAAGAAGGCUUUUGCAACGUUUGUCACUUCCAGGAAGGUUGUCAUGCCAGCUGGAGAAGUACCUCUCAAACAGUGGCACUGCUGUGAUCAGAUUUUCACAAACUCAGCCUCUGUCCACAAACACGUUGCCAGGAUUCAUGAUGCUGAGAUCUCGCAGCAUGCCGAAAGUGCCUUGGAGGCUGUCCUGGAGAGUGCCGAAAAUGAAGUUAUAACACAAGGCGCCUUAGAUAAGGAGAAAACGCUGGAUGUGUCCUGCUGGAUACCGAAUACCAGCCACCUUCGUGAAGAGCAACUGGUCGAAGGCCCAAGCGAAGUCCUGUUGUAUUACUGCUACUGUCCAUUGCAAGACCCCCAGCUCAUCUGUUCUUGGCAGAAGGUGCUGUGUGAAAAUCUGCAUCUGACAGGCAAGGUUCGGGUGGCGACUGAGGGGAUAAAUGGAACUUUGGGGGGUACCAAACUGGCCACUGCUUUGUACAUUGAAGCAAUGCUUUCACAUCCAUGCUUCAGUACUAUGGUGCAGGAAGACUUCAAGAGGAGUGAGGGAAAUGCAGGCUGUUUUGCUGACUUGAGGAUGGGGGUUUACAGGGAAAUUGUCCCCAUGGGUGUUGAUCCAGACGUCCUGUCUUAUCGAAAGGCAGGAAUACACUUGGAACCAGAAGAAUUUCACAAGGAAGUAGAACUGUUUUUAUCUAAAGGUGAUUCAUGCACAGACACUAUUCUGCUGGACUGCCGAAACUUCUAUGAAAGUAAAAUUGGGCAGUUCAACAAAUGUUUGGCCCCUGACAUUCGGAAAUUCAGCUACUUCCCUGACUACGUGGACAAGAACCUAGAGCUGUUCCGGGACAAGAAAGUUCUGAUGUACUGUACUGGUGGCAUUCGCUGCGAGCGAGGUUCUGCUUACCUCUGCUCAAAGGAGGUGUGUAAGGAAGUGUAUCAGCUAAAGGGAGGCAUUCAUAAGUACCUGGAGCAAUACCCUAAUGGCUUCUAUCGGGGGAAGCUGUUUGUGUUUGACGAACGCUAUGCAAUCGCCUUCAAUGGUGACAUCAUCUCAGAGUGCAGGUACUGCUCUGCCCCGUGGGACCGCUACCAGCUCUGCUCCACACACUUCUGCUACCAACUAGUGCUGUCCUGCCCCUCCUGUCGUGCUCAAGGCCUCACCUCCUGCUGCCCCACCUGCCAGGCCAAGGGCCAGGAGUGCGAGCAGGGUACCCCACUGGAAAAGAAGGAGGAAUGUGAGUGUACAGCCUUGAGGCUGCGGAUCCCCCAGGAUGUUCUCUGACAAACGCUAUCCCGAGACCCCUUCCCUACACGCGCUGCCAGCACACAUCUGAAAGGAAGAGUGUGUGUAUGCGUGCGCUGUCCUGCUCUCACUGUGAACAGUGGACCACUUGAGAAGGAGACAUUUUAACCAACUGGCACAUCACGCUGACAUAAAAAAAGUCAGUUUUAACUGUCCUUUUAAACUCUUUUAUACUCUUAUGCUCCUCUUUGGGUUGUGAUAAAUUCUAAUGGUGUCUUGCAUUACUUCUGAAAUCAAUGGAAAAAUAAAUCUGAAUACUUUUAAGGCAAAGUUGG
This is a messenger RNA of Scleropages formosus (Asian bonytongue), 1807 nucleotides long. RefSeq names its product thiosulfate sulfurtransferase like domain containing 2 (gene tstd2). The transcript has 10 exons. The coding region runs from base 90 to 1511 and encodes 473 amino acids. NCBI's taxonomy places the organism in Eukaryota, Metazoa, Chordata, Actinopteri, Osteoglossiformes, Osteoglossidae. The record is from RefSeq and is a predicted model, not a curated record.